Messenger RNA from Tympanuchus pallidicinctus (lesser prairie-chicken), 5529 nucleotides. RefSeq names its product UDP-glucuronosyltransferase 1A1-like. NCBI's taxonomy places the organism in Eukaryota, Metazoa, Chordata, Aves, Galliformes, Phasianidae. The coding region runs from base 2779 to 3627 and encodes 282 amino acids. The record is from RefSeq and is a predicted model, not a curated record. The transcript is spliced from 3 exons. Gene Ontology annotation, molecular function: UDP-glycosyltransferase activity.
CAAGGCAGGAUAGAAACAUGCUUGUUGGUAGAUAGCAUCUGCCUGGUCACUUACCUGUAUAUGUCUGUUUCUUGGAAAACAAUGCCACCUAUUUCUUUCAGUGGAAAGUACAACAGAUAAAAGAGCACAGCAGCACUAUUUGUCAGAGUAAACUCUCAGCUACAAAACACUGUUCUACAGCAGAGUCACCACCCCUGGCGGAUUCACAUGCAUGAACUGAUUGAGGCCCUACUCAUUUUGUGGUGGGGCAGCUGUGCAUGGCCAUCAAGAGCUUGGCUCGCCUUCCACAUUGCUGUUGCCACUGCAGAAAUGCAACAACCACAGCUUGACUGAUCUAACUUAUCCAGUUUGGUCUCUGUAAACGUUUAUCAAUUAUUGAUGAAAGUCAGUGGGUGCCAUUUUGUGCACAUGGAGAUUAUCGAGUACGCGUAUAAAUUUGAAUCGUGACUAGUAGUCAUCACUCAGAAAUUUACAACUGCAAAAUAUCUGUCGGCACACUGUUCAAUAACCAUGUCAGUCCGGAAAUGCACUCACUCAGACCUUGAGCUCACCAUUUUAUGAGCUAGAAUCAUGUUCUUCGAAGGCUUGUGUUAUCUUGGGUUCCGUAGUGGACUUCAGUUUCGCAAUACAGCUUUUUACCUGACAGGAUGAAAGGUUAGAAGGAAGUUCUAUUUUCUAUUUCUAGAAGGGAGUAUAUUUUACGUGGGGAGAAGAUUUUCAGUUGGCUACUUCUUUCAAAAAUGCAGGUAUCCUUCCAUGAAGAAGAUAAAUCUCAGUUGUACCAAGUAGUGGUUUGGGUUAUUUAAAAAGCAACACAGGUCGUUCAACACUAGUUUUUCCUAUUGAUCCUUACUGUAAGAUAUACUUCACGGACAAAUUUGCCGUAGUGUGGUUAUGAAAGAAAAUGCUUAUUAAUCCUAGCAGUGUUUCUUGAUCCCCAUGCUGUGCAUGCAUUUCUGUCACGUGUUCCCAAGUACCCUGGCGUAUGUUGUCAGUAAAUGUCCAAGUCCAUUUUCUUCUGUCCUCCCAAAGAGCUCCAACAGAUGCACAAACCACACGGCCGUCUGCAUAUGGGUGUUCUUCCCACUUGCCAACAUGUCAGACAGCCUGCUGUCUAAAGACGUUUGUGUUGGGUUCUGGGCCACUGGUUUAAGGUCUGGAGUGAUGCGAUGUGCAUCCAGCAUUGUUUUAUCAAAGGUCUCCAUUUGGGUGCCAAGAUUCCAGUUGUGUAACAGCCCACCUUCUCUUCACUUACUGAAUGUACAGCAAGAACGGGAAAACCCUGUGAGAGGUGCAUGCAUUUGAGGCUGCUAUUUUGUGUGUGAUGGGAGAGGAAGCCUUACAUGGGAGUGAAAGUAUUGCACAUGUGUGUGAGAGAAUUUUCCACUCCGUGACAGAUUUUCUGUGCACAAGCUUUCUGUUUUCCCUUGCACUGGUGUUGCCCUAAGAUGGCUAGGAUGGUCCCGUCCUAUUUCACACAUGUGUUGGAAAUAGCCAACACCCUUCGGUCAUGCUGAUAUAAACUAUGAACUGAUUUUAGAUAGUAUAUAAGUUCAAUUCAAUCACAUGAAUGAGUAAAACCUAGGCAUGGUUAUUCAUAACUUAUUUGCCAAUAUGAUGGUUCCAAUUUGCAGACCCACAUUUAAAUGAUCAGCUGAAGGUGACCCAGCAUCGACUGAGCACCUGGGAAAUGUUCUCUUAUAAACGAGGGAAGUCAGAAACCUGCAUUUACCUUGGCAUCCCCAAUAAAUACUCACCAUCUCUGAGUGAGAGAUGCUAUGGCAUGUUCAUUAGCUCACUUAACAGCCACCCACAGCACCUCAUCCUUAAACCAUGUCUGGGAAAGGAGCAAAAAGAUUAGAUAGGUGCCCAGAUAUCACCAUCUGAUCUGAUCACUAGGCAGGGAAUAGGUCUCCAUCUCCUUCCUACAUCACAGCUACAGUAAUUCUGCGUUGAAUAGAUGUUGCUGUGUGAGAACAGAAAGAGAUUGCAGAGAUUUGUCUUUCUAGUGAUUAUUUCAAGUGUAUGGAUUCUAGAGGAAAAUAAUCAGCUUUAGGAGGUGUAGUUGUAGCUAAAAUCCAAACUUUUCUGGGCAAAGUGCAAGAGACAGGCAAGAGUUAAUCCCAGCUCCUUGCGUGACUUGCGUUCAUGUACACAAAGUUAUUAACGGCUGCCCCUGUGAAACAGUAACUGAGCCCAAGGAUAAAUCCCCGCUCUUAGUAUAGUGAACAUCUCCCCAAUGACUCAGCUUAUCUCAGAACAGCAGUUGUUUGCAUAGUUACAUCAAUCAGCCAACACUGAACAUAGCCAACUCACUCAGCAGCUAGCAGUCCUCUAUCUCCCAGUGUAACCAGAGGCAAGAAAAGUGAAUAGGAGAGAUGGGGGCUGCUGCAGUUUGGGUAAGACAAGGGGAGGUCUGCACUGAUGGGCUGCUGAUGCUAAGAAGGUCAUCAGUCUGUGGUACUGGUAUGGAAAGGAGAUGGGUGAGGCACUGAGUUGUAGUCACAGUAUGGGAGAGCCAAGUUUAUGACAGCAGUCACACCUUUCUCGUGCUUGUACAAACCUGCUUUUGAAGUCCAAAACCCAUUUCAACAUUUUAUAAUCAUCAAUCUCCUGACAUGAAUCCAGUUGCGUGCAAACUGAUAAACAUGUGAAACAGUAAAUCAAAAGGGCAAAAGUAUCAUUGCCAAGUGCUAUAUUUGAGCAGGUGGAUUGAAGCCUCAAAAGCUUUCAAACCACCCAGCUGGCUCUUGCACGGAUUUCUUUCCACCUUGCAACAUGCUGAUGGCAAUGCUUCUCCCCUUCUUGUGCUGCUUGAGUACUGCUGCUGCUGGGAAGUUGUUGGUGGUCCCGAUGGACGGCAGUCACUGGCUCAGUAUGAAGGAAGUGCUGACUGAACUGAGCAGGAAAGGGCACGAAAUAGUUGUUGUAGCACCAGACAGCAAUAUCCUCAUAGAUUCUUCAGGGAAUUUCACGAUGAAGACGUAUCCUGUACCAUACAAGCAGGAAGAGAUAAAAGAGCUUUUGCAUACUUUUGGCAUGAGCAGUUUCAGUGAACGGCCUUUUCUUACCAGAUUUUUGGAUACUUGGGAACUUUUUAGAAAGUCUUCUACUAUGUUUCAAGCUUCCUGCAGUUCCUUACUGUACAAAAAAGAGCUGGUGAAAUUUCUGGAAGAAAGCAAAUUUGAUGCAGUCUUUACAGAUCCUGUGACACCCUGUGGACAAAUAGUUGCUCUGCAUUUGUCUAUUCCUACUGUUUUCUUCUUGCGGGGUAUUCCAUGUUCUAUAGACACUUAUGCUGCCCAGAGCCCAAGCCCAGUGUCCUAUGUCCCACGAUGGUUCUCAUUCAAUACAGAUCAUAUGACAUUUCCUCAGAGAGUGAAGAACGUACUGAUAAGCAUUUCGGAGUAUUUUAUCUGCAGUAUUGUCUUUUUACCAUUUGAAAGACUGGCCUCAGACUUUCUCCAAAAGCCUAUGACGUUGACACAGCUUCUAAGUCAUGGAUCCAUUUGGCUGAAGAGAACUGACUUUGCCUUUGACUAUCCUACACCUGUGAUGCCCAGUAUGGUUUUCAUUGGAGGCAUAAACUGUGGAAGGAAGAAGCUGUUACCUCAGGUUAGUGAGUGACUGGGAAAUGUUCUGGCAGUCAUAUGCUUGCAUGGUCUGUGCCAGAUCUAAAAGCAUUUCAUAUAGACAUUACUUACCUACAGGUGUUAUUUAGAGUAACUGUUUCUGUAUCACAAUGCAUGUGAGUAACAGUGGUGUUGUUGAGCAGCAGAAGACAUGAUUCCAUCUUCUUCUUUCCGACCUGCCCAACACAGGGAUUUUGUUCUCUAUGCUAUAUUUAAUUCCAGCUGGUCAGGUACACAAACUUCACCUGGUCCAGGAAUUAAUGCAUAAAAGUGCAGGUGGACUUAACAGUUCUUCCAAAAAUUCUUUGCCCCAUGAGACGAUAGUGUAUUUCUUCAAGAGCACUAGCUGUUUAUCCAGUCAGAAAAGUAACUGGGUUAAGUGCAAUAGCAUUAUUUGCUCUUUUCUGUAAUGGUGGUGUUGUGCUUGGUUUGAGUUGAAAGGCUAAUACUUUAUUAUGGGGAAAGUUACAAUCUAGCAACAGUUUCCAUCACAAAAACUAGGCAGCUGCAUGCUCAGCUGUCCUUUCAUAAGACAUCCAGUUCAGACAGAAAAUGUUCUCCUGUAAAUAUUGUGGGGUCUGAUCACCUCUUGCAUGUGUGUGAUGCAUGUUGACUUUCAGGUGUUCACGAUGUACUACAUUAGCUUCAUGAUGUACCACAUUAGCUUGUAGCUACAUGUGAUGUGUCUCUUCUUGCUUGCUUGUGAUAAGUACAACAGUCUCAUGCUGUGAAGGCAGCCAUUAAGUAGAAAAGGGUAGAUGGGAGGAGAUAGCACUCCUCAGCAGCUGGUGAAUCUCCAAUUAAUGGCAUCCAACAGUUUCAGCAACAAAUCACGUUGUUUCUUGAAAGAGAUAAAAGUUUUGUCCUAUUUGCAUGCCCCUAACAAAGAAACAGGCAUUUCUCUGUUCUUCCCUUGAACGUUUUUCACUUCUCUGUGUCAUACAUAGUGUAUGUAUUCCUCCCUGCCUGUCAGCUCUUCUAUUCUUCCUGUAAAUGCAUAUGCCUUUGUGAUUAUGAAUUAAGGAUGCUUUAUAGUAAAACAGAUUUGCACUUUACAAGCUUGCACACCUUCCCCAGAUCCAACCUUAUCUGCCCUCAGGCUGUGCUUAAUUCCUCCCAUUACUUCACCUGAUGCUGCCCAUUGUUAGUACUGCUUACUUCAGCAGAGCAGCUAUUGCUCAGGUCUUGCUUACUCACAGAAAAGUCUUUUUUUUCCCUGUUCUGUUCAUCUGACCUGUUUAAAGGCUGCUUCAGGGACAAGCCCAGACAGACCCUUCGGGAAAGCAACGGGACCAGUUCGCCUGCACGCAGUUCCACUUCAAAUUUCGACUCUCCUCUAAAACCAGAGCUCACUUUCACCCUUAUCUUGCAAGGGUUAAAAAGUUCAGAGUCCAGCAUAUUUUUAUUCCUGAUUCCUUAAUGGCAUUCCAGCCCUUUAUUUGUUACCUUCUAGAUGUAGCUAGGCAUCACAGUUAUAUGUAAAAGAAAAAUGUAAUACUGAAGGUUAGCACAUGUCUAAAAAAAAUGCUUGCUAACUGCUCAGGUAUGGUAUUUUAGUUUUAGUUUUUCCUCUGAAAUAAGAACACCAUGGCUUGCCAUUCAAAAACAGUUCUUGUUUUGAAAGUGCUAUUGAUUACUUCUGCCAAGGCUUUAACUAACUGGGUACCAAGGGAUCUGAGUGGCUUUAUUUUCAUGCAAUUCUUGUCAACUGGCAGUUAACAUUCUGGUUGCUCUUUCAGUUUACAGAAUCACAGAAUUGUAGGGGUUGGAAGGGACCUCCAGAGAUCAUAGAGUCCAACCCCCUGCCAAAGCAGGUUCCCUACAGCAGGUCGCACAGGUCGGCAUCCAGGCAGGUCUUGAACAUCUCCAGAGAAGGAGACUCCACCACCUCCCUGGC